This is a messenger RNA of Exserohilum turcica Et28A, 994 nucleotides long. RefSeq lists its product as uncharacterized. The coding region runs from base 51 to 803 and encodes 250 amino acids. The transcript is spliced from 2 exons. Lineage: Eukaryota; Fungi; Ascomycota; Dothideomycetes; Pleosporales; Pleosporaceae. The record is from RefSeq and is a predicted model, not a curated record.
AUCUCAAUCGUUUCUUUCUUUCUCAACUCUCCUAUCAAAACAUACACACAAUGCACUUCUCAGUCGUUACCCUCGCGGCCCUCAGUACCUCCGUGCUAGCUACCCAGGGCCUCAUCAGCCACCAGUCUUUCAGCGCCAUGCUGCGUCGGGGCGAGGCCCUCUCCAAACGCCAGGGUUACUACCCCGAUGGCAGCGGCACGCCAUGCAGCGGCACCGGUACUACCUGUGAGGAAGUCUGCGGAGCAACCUACAACGAAUGUAGCUCCACCGAGGGCAGAGGUCUCUGUUUUGAGCCUUCGACUGGCGCUCAGUGCUGCAGUGGCACGGGAAAAGUCUGUGAUCCCGGCUAUUACUGCACGCGCGAUGCCGCAGGAAUCCCCUAUUGCUGUGUGGAGAACGUCAGCGCAGAGCAGUGCGCGCGUGAAUACGGGGUUGACGGAACAUUGAUCCCGGAUUCAGCGACGCCAGCCGUCCCGUCUCCAACUGAGUCACCUGAGAUACCGAGUGCGAGUGACGCAGAGAGCUACACUGAGGAACCACCUUCCUUCACCUCUGAAGACAUCUCUCCGACAGAGACUGCGGAGCCUGAGACGACCGAGGCGCCAUAUCCCAGUACUGGGGCUUCAAAUAAGCCUACGUUGCCCAAUGUAUUCCCCACAGGCGGCUACUCUUCCCGAACCCUGACGCCAAACCCCAGCAGCGUUAGUUCGGCGCUGCCUCAGUUCACGGGCGGAGCUGCGCUGAGAAGCUGCGGCCAAGGUGCUCUUAUGCUGGCUGGAGCUGCUGGUCUGGUCAUGUUGUAAUACACGGCGGCAUGACAGGCAUGCCUAAAAAUGAAGUAGGGGGGAAUCUGGUAUUCAUCGUGCAUCUAGGUGUACGAAUAAUUGGUCCCCAUCUUUGUCAUCAUACAUACGCUUAAUGCUCUCACGCGAUUAAUCAGACACUCCAUCAACAACGAGAAAAAAAAAGUAGCCUAUUCAUAUAUAUAUACCCC